Messenger RNA from Paramecium sonneborni, 441 nucleotides. NCBI's taxonomy places the organism in Eukaryota, Ciliophora, Oligohymenophorea, Peniculida, Parameciidae. The record is from the annotation of a GenBank genome assembly.
AUGUAUAUUUAAAAGAUUGCUAGAUAGAUCAUAAACAGAAGUUGUUUUUCUACAGCAACAAUAAAUGAAGGGACAUUCUUAGAUUAAGUGAUGGCAUAUUUCAAUAAGGCUGCUGGACAUACAAAAAUAAGUCAGGAUAAAUUGGAGUAAUGAUUAUUAUUAAAAGGUUUUUAGCUUUUACAAGAGUACUGAUAUAGUGAUAAAAUUCAAUCUGCCAUUAGUAAGAGAUAAUGGAACAUAUAUUUGUGUAAUAGAUUGAUAUGAAAUAUUUAGGUACCUGCAUAUAGAGCUUAACAUAAGACUUAUAGACUUCCAACAAAAGGAGGAACAANUUUCUUAAAAUUUUUCAUGGAUGGAUUAAUUGAUGUUUACUCUAUCUUAUUUAUAUAUUUUAAAAUAUUAAUAAUCCCUUUUAAAGGAUUCUAUCAAAUUAGAUACUGA